Molecule: messenger RNA, 4716 nt
Organism: Planococcus citri (citrus mealybug)
Lineage: Eukaryota; Metazoa; Arthropoda; Insecta; Hemiptera; Pseudococcidae
Exons: 3
Coding region: 313-4014 (1233 amino acids)
Source: RefSeq, a predicted model, not a curated record
UUUAUUUCAUGUCUAUCAUCGCGUGAGAUUCAAUAUUUGCUUUACAUUUUCGCUACCACCAAAAUAUGCACUAACACGAAACAUCGUUAUCAUUUUUCUGAUACAUUUUUAUUGUUUUUUUAAAAUAGCGAAAUAAAGCAAAAAUUUCGAAAGCGGUGCUUUUUUAAAAUUCAGUUUACUGUUGGUUUCGCUACCAAAACGACCUUUCGUUCGUGAUUUACUGCGUGAUUUGUACAUCUACGAGUGUGAUUUCGUCGAUAUUAUUCGCUUAUUGUAAUACAAACGACGAUAUUUGGAGUACCUAAACUAGUAAUGAGAACCACGUGUAGCGCAGAAGAAAUAGAAGACGAGCUCAACGAGUUGAAAUUACGGAUUGCUAAAAUGAAUGCGAGGAGAAACGCGCAGAUUAAUUUAUUACAGAGAAACAUCGCAGACGAAUCGUCGCGUAGCAAGAUUUUCUCAAAACCCAGUGACACAUUCAGGAGAAAUUAUCUCGGAUACCCAUCGCACUACUACUGGCCUUUCCUCCACCCGUACAAGUAUUCAUCGUGGAACGACUUAUUAGACACCCAAUACAUGGACGAUUUUCCGAAGAAAUCGCCGACAUUUUUAUCCAAAAAAGAUGACGCUACCAGCGACGCUUACAAAUUAUUGGAACAAAAAGUACAAUCGGACGUUUUGAGAAAGCUGAAACGAUUCGUUCUCGAUCAAGAGCACGACAUAACGGACGAAUUCUUGGAUAAAUUAAUCCUGCAUCGAAAACCCUACACGCCCAAGUCGACUAAUUUCGACAAUAAGAAACUAGACAACAAAGCUCGAUCGAAUUCAGAUUUGAAAUUAAAUUCGGACGAUAAGCAAUCGCCAUUUUUAAAACCUAUCAACAAAAGCGAUAAUUUCUACAAAAGGUAUAAUUCGUUCAUGAAAAGAAUCAUGAAACCGUUACGUAAAAUAUCGCCUCCGUUGAAAUCCGACAAUAUUAAUAAAUUCAACAGCUCGGGUACCCUAAAUACGAACUGGAAAUACAAACAACCUUUGUCCUACACUUCGAAAUAUUUCCCACCGAAAAUCAACAAACCCUCGACUCCGAUUAAAUCACCUUUGAACGAUUUGGACGUUUCUUAUUUACGCCCCUGGCAGAAAUAUUCGCCCAUCCAUCGCAACUACUUCGACGAUUACGAAUACGUACCGAAAAAUUAUAGAGUUCCCAAAGACGUGGAAACAAUAAUUCGCGACAUGGAGUUCGAAAAUCGCAGAACGUACCCGUUCAUGUCCACGUAUCCGUACGGUAGCAGGUCAGCUUACAGCAGUUAUUACCCAUACCCUCCAUACCCAUCCAGUCCUAUAAAGUACGACCCUUACGAAUCAGAUUCGUACGUUAGAUCCACUUUACCCACGUGGAAACAAUACUAUUACACGCAGAAAUUAAGAUCGAAGCCUAGUCACGAGAGAUUCGUCGAUUAUUACGAUCCUUAUCGGGAUUUUUUUUGCGACGCUGCCUCUGUCAAGUCUGAAGAUAUGAACAUCAUGUCCCCGAAUAAAGACGAUUUGGAAGUUAAUUCGAUAAACAGCGAUAAUUGCUCCGCUUUACCAUUCAACCGGAGUUACGAUUCUUUGGACGAUUUACGAGUCAUCGACGAUUAUAGGGAUUCCAUUUACGAUGAAAUUAUUAAAAAUUUACGAAAUCAGCAGAGACGAAAAAUCAAGAAAAAUAAACGUUUCGCUAGUCGAUCUUUCACUCCCGGAUUGCUGAGGAAUGAUCGUUCUCUGUAUAAUUAUCGUAUCACCGAACCUAAUUUGAACAGGAGUUAUUCUUGGAAACAACCUAAUACGUUCGACUCGACCUACAACAAGUACAAUUUUAAAGGUAGCAGCGUACUAUCUACAGACGAUAAAUGGAAAUCGUCGAAAUACGAAAAUAUAACAGCUCCGUCGGUGGAAAAUAAAUUCACUCCUUCCAAAUGUAACCUAUCAUCACCACCACCGCCGGAAAGUAAAUUAAAUACUCGAGAAUCGAUAGAAAAUCAAGAAAGCGAAUUCUCUCCGCGGAAAUACUCUGCCAAUGUUUCAUCUCAACCUUAUAAUCAAUUGAAGGAUCCGUCUUCGCCUACCAAAAGCUUUUCAUCGCCACAAAAAUAUGCCGACGAUACGUUUUCUCCGACUACUGCAACUGCAGAUAAAGCACAAUACCAAAUAGAUGACGAUAACUCGAGUCCAAAAUUCAAUAAUCAAAGUUAUAAAUUUACUCCUCUCGAUCUAGAUAAGGGUAAUACUUCUAAAGAAGCCCCUUCGUUUUCAGUUGCAUCGAAUAUUGCAAAAGUUGAAAGUCCUGUUAAAGAAACUGCUAAUUCGCAGUUUUUUGAAAAAGAUCAAUUGACGAGUCCGAUUCGAAGAAGUAGUAUUUUUGAAAACAAACAAUAUUCCGAUCCAUCCGCGACGGUGAAACAAUCCACGAACAGUCCAAAAAAACAAUCGUUUUCGUUGCAGAGUAAUCCACCCAGUCCGGUUGCUCAAAUACCAGAAUUAAAUGCGACAGUUCCGGGAUCCAUGUCUCGUAAGAACAGCGCACAGUAUGCAACUCGUAAAGGAAGUAUUCAGACUAGCAGCAUCGAUGAAGAACCUGGGACGUUUUCUAGAACAAGAAGGUAUUCCAAAGAUCAGUCUUCCUACCAGCCUGAAAUGGCUCCGAAAAGUACUUUCCCGGGACCUAGUAUGGACAAACGUCUUUCUUACGGCGGUAGCCUAAAGGAACCCAUUAGUGAAGUCAAAGAAGAGAAAAUCAUUCCUGAAGCAGCGUACGAUUCGUAUUCCCAAUAUAAAGAACACGAGAACAUUCCCAAAUCGAACGAUUACACCGAAGAACCCACGAAUAAUCGAUUUAAUCAGUAUCAACCCCAGAAUUACGAAAGAACGGUUCCUCCAAGCGGGCCUGAUACCAAUACCAACCCGAAAUAUCAAGAAACCCCUUACUACGAAUCGUCAUCAGCACAUCCAUCAAAUUAUAAUCGUUAUCCAGAUUCAACGAAUGACCCAAAUUACAACGAAAGAUAUUACAAUAAUCAGUACGAUUCGAGCAAUACAGGCAACGCUUAUAAACCUUACAACGAAUAUACCUAUCCCGAUCAUAAAAACGAAUACAACGAUCAGUACAAUUACCCCACUCGUUACGAUGAAACACCCGGCAUGGAUUCAUCAUCCUACGCAGACAAUCGAGCUCAGUACAAAGAUACUGCUUACACAACUGAAAAACGUCCUUCGAAUGAAAGUUACCAAGCUGCAGAUCCCCCCAGAGCAACAGAAUACGAAAAAUAUCAAGACGAAGAUUACAAACCAGAUUAUUAUAAUAGGGGUAAUCGAAACGCAGAAAAUCUCGGUUCAAUGAAUCAAAACGAUAAUUACGCCGGUAAUAAAUACGGCCGAGAUGCUCCACAGGAUGAUAAUUAUAACGCGGAUUACGGUCGUUACCAGCAACAAGAUCAACAAUUGAAUAGACCUUACCGCGAAGAUUUCCGAACUGGUGCUCCGGAAGGACACGGAAUCAAUGAUAACCAAUACGUUGAAUCGGAACCGAAAUCAUUCGAGCACUACUCUUAUAAUUCUUCCACCGAAAGAGACCCCAACGAUCAGAGCCAUCCUUAUAGCGGACAAAAUUCGCUCGAAAACACGAACUACCCUAGCGGCGAAAAUCGCAACGAACCUGUAAUAGAGAAAAUUUCAGAUACACCGAUGGAAAAUGUGAAACCGGUUGUCGCUGAACAAAUAAAAGCCAAAGAUCGUAAGAAAAGUUUAGCUGUUGAGUCAUCCCAGGAAUCUGAAACACCUGUGGUGGAACCGCCGCCGAAAGAAGUGUCCAUAUCGAGACGAACAUCGAAAGCUGCCCUAACAUUGGCUGAGCAACGAAGAGCAGCUGCUCAAUUGGCUGAGAAAAAUAAAAUAGCCAAAGCUAAAGUUCCUGAAAGUAAACUCAAAAGAACACCUAGUGUGUUGAAAACAAAACCUCCUAUUAAAAAAACCUAAUGAUAAAAUGAACAAUUUAUACAAAGCAAAUUAAUUCCUAUAGGUAACUAAUUUUUAUAUAUUUUUUCUAGUUUUAAGAAAUUAGAAUAAAAUUCAUCAGAUUAAACCUAUACCUACAUACCUAAUUGUAAGCAUUUAUGUAAUUCGAGUAUUGUAAUCGCACUGCACUGCUUUUAGAUAGGUACCUAGUGAGUAAUUCUAAUUAGAUACAUGCUCAUUAUGCACACUUUUUCCAUGUACUAAAAAUUUCAAAUUCAGAUGAUGUUCGUAUAGAAGUUUAUUGUGUUUGUUAUCAUAAGGUACAGAAUUAGGAUCAGAAAACUAGCAUCUUGUAAAAAUGGCUACAAAAUCCAAAAUUUUUAAACUAAACAAACCCAAAAAUUUUUAUUUCUGAAACGUUCUUCAAAAAAAUUCUAAUUUAGCCCAAUCUACUUUUCUGACUAUAAAUGGAACACCUUUUAUUUUUUUAAAUUAUCCUCAAUGUUUCGAAAGUUGAAAUGAACACAAGGAAAAAACAAUUUAUUACGUUUAUGUAAUUUGUACCUAUUUGAAAAAGAAUGAACAUCAAAUACCGCCUACCUAAAUGUUAAUUAAUAAUGGGUACCACUUUUAAAGCACCAAGUUUGACAUUUUCAGUUGUAUCAAUGUAUAUGUAAUAAUAAUUUAAUUUAAUUUUGGCAAAAUAAAAAAUGUUUUCCAACA